AUGGCGCUGAGCCCGGGGCCCACGAGUGGCUUCCCCACGCUGGCUGCGAUGGGCAGCGCCGUGCCCGAGCCGCCCGGUGGCCCCAACUUGUCCCUCAACAGCUCGUGGGCCAGCCCGGCGGAGCACAGUUCCCUGCAGGACCUGGUGGCCACGGGGGCCAUCGGGGCGGUGCUCUCGGCCAUGGGCGUGGUGGGCGUGGCGGGCAACGUGUACACGCUGGUGGUCAUGUGCCGCUUCCUGCGCGCCUCGGCCUCCAUGUACAUCUACGUGGUGAACCUGGCGCUGGCCGACCUGCUGUACCUGCUCAGCAUCCCCUUCGUCGUGGCCACCUAUGUCACCAAGGACUGGCGCUUCGGCGACGUGGGCUGCCGCGUGCUCUUCAGCCUGGACUUUCUGACCAUGCACGCCAGCAUCUUCACGCUGACCGUCAUGAGCAGCGAGCGCUACGCCGCGGUGCUGCGGCCGCUGGACACGGUGCAGCGCUCCAAGGGCUACCGCAAGCUGCUGGUGCUGGGCACCUGGCUGCUGGCGCUGCUGCUCACGCUGCCCAUGGUGCUCGCCAUCCGCCUGGCCCGCCGGGGCCCCAAGCGCCUCUGCCUGCCCUCCUGGAGCCCGCACGCCCACCGCGCCUACCUGACGCUGCUGUUCGGCACCAGCAUCCUGGCUCCCGGCCUGGUCAUCGGGCUGCUGUACGUCCGCCUGGCCCGGGCCUACUGGCGCUCCCAGCGGGCCUGCCUCCAGCAGACGCGCCGGCUGCCCCGGCCCCGGGUGCUCUGCCUCAUCUUGGGCAUCGUGCUGCUCUUCUGGGCCUGCUUCCUGCCCUUCUGGCUGUGGCAGCUGCUGGCGCAGUACCGCCAGGCCCUGCCCCUGGCGCCGCGCACGGCCCGCAUCGUCAACUACCUGACCACCUGCCUCACCUACGCCAACAGCUGCGUCAACCCCUUCCUCUACACGCUGCUCACCAAGAACUACCGGGAGUACCUGCGCGGCCGCCAGCGCUCCCCGGCCCCCGGCAGCAGCGCCCGAGGGCCCGCGGCGGCCGCCAGCGUCCUGCAGGGCCCGGUCCGCUUCCAGCGCGACUCCGGCCGCUCCCUGAUGUCCAGCAGCCCGCAGCCCACCGAGACCGUCGUACUGGCCCCCGCGGCCCCCGGAGGGGCCUGUGCCUGA
Molecule: messenger RNA, 1167 nt
Organism: Lepus europaeus (European hare)
Lineage: Eukaryota; Metazoa; Chordata; Mammalia; Lagomorpha; Leporidae
Gene: UTS2R
Product: urotensin 2 receptor
Exons: 1
Coding region: 1-1167 (388 amino acids)
Biological process (GO): neuropeptide signaling pathway; regulation of blood pressure; blood vessel diameter maintenance
Cellular component (GO): membrane
Molecular function (GO): urotensin II receptor activity
Source: RefSeq, a predicted model, not a curated record